ACCUGGGGGCAGGUAAUAAAGCAGGAGGGAGAUGGAUAGAUGGGAGGGCGGGGAGCCACGUGGUGCCAUAAAGCCGUGCAGGGAGUGUCCAGCCCCAGGAGCAAACCGUCAGGGUGGACCCACAGCCAAAGCGCCGGGGUCCAGGGGUAGGCCAUGUUUCGUGGAGCACCAGGGCUAGGUCUCCGAGGCCUCAAGGGUGUUGAAGGCACUGUGGAGGACUUGGGGGGCUCCUGCCCGGAGGCUGCGAGGAAUUUGGGGGUGCUGAAGGAGAACGGCGCCCCCCGCGGGUUGGGCGAGGCAGAGGAGACGGCGAGCAGAAAGCGCGCCCGGCCGGUGCGCUCCAAGGCCCGGCGCAUGGCCGCCAACGUGCGGGAGCGCAAGCGCAUCCUGGACUACAACGAGGCUUUCAACGCGCUACGCCGGGCGCUGCGGCACGACCUGGGCGGCAAGAGGCUCUCCAAGAUCGCCACGCUGCGCAGGGCCAUCCACCGCAUCACGGCGCUCUCGCUCGUCCUGCGCGCCAGCCCAGCCCCUCGGUGGCCGUGCGGCCACCUGGAGUGUCACAGCCAGGCGGCGCGCAGCGCGGGCGCGCGGGACGGCGACUCCAGCCCUCCGCGCCCCCCGCCGCCGUCCGCAGGGCCCAGCCUCGCGCCCCCGGACUCCGCCGGCUCCUUCGUGCCUCCCGCGCUGCGCUGCGCCCAGUGCUCUGCGCACACGCAUCCGGCGCGGCCCCGGGCGGUGGCCGAGGCACAAGGCUUGGCCCAGGCCUCCGGGGGAAGCUGGCGCCGCUGUUCCGGGGCGCUCGCAACCGGCCCACUUCCCUGGCCGCGGGGCUAUCUUCGAACCAGCCCUGGGCUGGGCUGCCAGCACUCCUGACCCAGCCAUCAAGCACAGGCAGACCUUGCCGGAGGAUCACCAAGCGGAAGGCUGCAGAAAGCCUCUUGGAAAGAACAAAACGGAAUGGGCUGCGACCUAGGGAGAGAGGAGGCUGCCGUGGCAGCGGGAAGGGACUCUGGGACUGCAGCCACUCGCCACAUCCCCUAUGGGUUGACACCUCUGAGAAAUGAGCAGGUUCUUGCCUGAUUUUAAGUUUGGAUUUGUUGGACUCUUUCUGGAAAGUGGCCUUUCUAUUCCAGUGCCUCUGGGCUCUGUUUUCUGUAGCUGCUUUUGGGGGCUUGUGUGGGAGUAGAGGUGGGCACCGGCUAUGUACAGCCUGAUGGCAGUGUGGGCGCCACCAUGCUUUGCCCACGCUGCUGUCCCAGAUCUCAUCUGGAAGCAGCAGGCAGAAGGAGCCAAAUAAAAAGGAAAAUCGUCA
Messenger RNA from Cavia porcellus (domestic guinea pig), 1315 nucleotides. It is a transcript of the gene Bhlha9, whose product is annotated as basic helix-loop-helix family member a9. The transcript has a single exon. The record is from RefSeq and is a predicted model, not a curated record. Bases 154 to 876 code for a protein of 240 amino acids. Lineage: Eukaryota; Metazoa; Chordata; Mammalia; Rodentia; Caviidae. Gene Ontology annotation, biological process: developmental process; regulation of transcription by RNA polymerase II. Gene Ontology annotation, molecular function: DNA-binding transcription factor activity, RNA polymerase II-specific; RNA polymerase II transcription regulatory region sequence-specific DNA binding; protein dimerization activity.